ACCUCAUUCCAUCAGUGAGUAAAACCGAGGAGAGGAGGCAGAGUGACCCCACCGCCCUGAACGCAUUUUCACGUCCAAGCGCUCAUUCCUCACGGCACGGUGGGGAUAAAGUUUGGGAUAAAGUACAACUUAGAACAUACCUCACCUUUGCUCACCCGGGUGUGUGUCUCUGUGUGUGCUUGUUACGGGACUUUUUCUUGCGGAGGUUGAAUACCCAGCUGGUUUGCCUGCCUUACCUGUCCCAUUCGCCGGUCCUCGUUGCGUUGUGUCCAGCCAGCAGCGUCCCCAGUUCCAGUCCAGUCCAGCUGUGAGACACCGGUCUGCUAGAUCAUCAGGAUGAAACAGCUCAGAGCACUAUGUGGCUUCACUCUGCUGAGCCUGGCCGUCCUCGCCACCGCCAGGCCAAAAGCAGGUCCCGAGCAGAAAUGUAAGUCUGGCCCGGUGGAUCUGGUCUUCCUCAUCGACAGCUCUCGCAGCGUCAGGCCACACGAGUUUGAGACCAUGAGGAAGUUCAUGAUCGACAUCCUUAACACCCUGGACAUUGGACUCAACGCCACCAGAGUGGGAGUGGUUCAGUACUCCAGCCAGGUCCGCACUGAGUUCUCUCUGAAUACCCACGCCAAGCUGGACACCAUGGUGAAAGGCAUAAAUAAGAUCAUUCCCCUCGCUCAGGGUACCAUGACCGGACUCGCCAUCAAAUAUGUGAUGAACGAAGCCUUUACCCACGAGGCGGGAGACAGGCCAAAGGUCCCCAACGUGGCCGUGAUCGUGACAGAUGGACGUCCUCAGGACCGCGUGGCAGAGGUGGCAGCUGAGGCCAGAGAGAAAGGCAUCGAGAUCUACGCUGUGGGGGUGGCCAGAGCCGACAUGGCAUCACUUAGGGCCAUGGCGUCCCCACCCUUCGAAGACCACGUCUUCCUGGUGGAGUCCUUCGAUCUCAUUCACCAGUUUGGACUGCAGUUCCAAGACAAGCUCUGCGGUGUGGAUCUGUGUCUGGAGUCGGAGCACGGCUGUGAGCACAUCUGUGAGAGCUCCCCGGGCUCCUACCACUGCCUCUGUCUGCCCGGAUACACUCUGAAUAUCGAUGGGAAAACAUGUGCAGCCAUAGAUCUGUGUGCUGAGGGGAAAAACGACUGUGAACAAAUCUGCAUCAGCUCUCCUGGUUCCUUCACCUGCGACUGCAACAAAGGAUUCAAACUGAAUAACGACAAGAAGACCUGCUCAAUGAUCGACUACUGUUCAUUUGGGAACCACAGUUGCGAUCAUGAGUGUGUGAGUGUGCUCAAUGGCUAUCACUGCCGCUGUAACGAGGGAUACAGGCUGCUGGACGACGGCAAGACCUGCAAGGCCAUUGACCUGUGCGCUGAGGGGAAACAUGACUGUGAACAAAUCUGCGUCAGCGCGCCGGGCGUCUUCACCUGCGACUGCAACAAAGGAUACACUCUCAAUGAGGACAAGAAGACCUGCACACCCAUUGACCUGUGUGCCGAGGGAAAGCAUGACUGUGAACAAAUCUGUAUCAGCGCUCCUGGCGUCUUCACCUGUGAUUGCAACAAAGGAUUCAAACUCAACAAAGACAAGAAGACCUGCACAAACAUGGACCUGUGUAACACAGUGGAGCAUGGCUGUGAGCACCGGUGUGUGAGCACUCCAGGAUCUUAUUACUGUAUCUGUCCAGAGGGACAACUGCUGCAGGAGGACGGCAAGAGUUGCGGCACCUGCAAGUCUGCAAACAUCGACCUGGUGCUUCUGAUCGACGGCUCCAAGAGCGUCCGCCCUCAAAAUUUCGAGCUGGUCAAAAAGUUUGUUAACCAGGUUGUGGACUCCCUGGACGUGUCGGCUCACGGCACCAGAGUUGGUCUGAUUCAGUACUCCAGCCGGGUCAGGACAGAGUUCCCACUCAACAUGUACCACACUGCUGACGAGAUCAAAGCUGCUGUCAUGAAGGUUGACUACAUGGAGAAAGGUACGAUGACAGGUCUGGCCCUAAAACACAUGGUGGAGAACAGCUUCUCAGAGGCAGAGGGCGCUCGUCCUUCCAGCCGCAACAUCCCCCGAAUCGGACUGGUCUUCACAGACGGACGCUCUCAGGACGACAUCACAGAGUACGCCAAGAAGGCCAAAGAAGCCGGCAUCACCAUGUACGCUGUGGGUGUUGGAAAAGCUGUGGAAGAUGAGCUCCGUGAGAUUUCAUCUGAGCCUGUGGAGAAGCAUUUCUAUUACACCACCGACUUCACUGCCAUCAGCACCAUCGCAGAGAACCUCAAACUCAAUGUCUGCCCAGAGGAGAGUCAGGGGGAGAUCGAGGUGAAGGACCCAUGUGCCUGCGAGAGUCUGGUGGAGUUCCAGCAGGCCACCAUGAACAGCCUGGAGCAGCUCGCACUGAAACUGUCUGGUAUGACUGCUCGCCUGGAGCAGUUGGAGAACCAGCUCCUCUCCCGGAAGUGAUCUGGUCGUCACAGUGAGCGAGCAGGACGCCGCAGAGAAAGAAUAACAGAGUGAGGAGGAAACCCUUCCAAUCAAAGGACAAAACCAAAGUGUCUUUUCACAAAGCCUUUGCAGCCUUCAAUAAAGCAGCCUUUUAUAAAACAGAAGGAUUCUACAUUUUACGCCUGGGUGUGUAACUACAGUGUACAUGUGCCAACAAACUUUGUAAACUAGACGUAAUCAGUGUACUGUAGAUAUUAACACACAAUAUUAUUCAGUGAGAACAUGAGUAGCAGUUUUCAUCACACAGUGUUCAUUCAUAGUCACACACCAUUCGUCUUAGCGCCCUGUUUAUACUUGAUCAGUUUUGUACGGUUUGUUAAAUAUGAUGUAUUUAUAGCAGAGGGGUUUGUUUUUUUUAAGUACCACAGUAGAAUAGCAAAUAAAUAAAGUGUUAUUACCACUCCCAAUAUAAAAUUGGCUUGGGUCAUUUUCAUACAAAAUAAUUACUUGCUUGCUUGUAGAAACUAGUUUUGAUUACAGUGUUGAGUAUAUUGUUGAAAAAAAAAGGGAAGAUAAGAAGUUCCACUGUUCACUAAAGCUGUGGUCUGUUGUUGAAAGAGAAAAUGUGAUGAAUUGGCCUCACGUUCGUAAAUCUAAUUUGUUCUUCACUCUGCACUUUGUGGAUUUUUUCUUACAGUGCCCUUAACAUGGCUGACUGUACAUACAGUAAAAAAAAAAACAAGUAGUUCACAUGAUAUUUUUGGCAGGAAAUCCUUCCGUCUAUCUGAAAGUGGUCAGUUAAAUCAUCAGCUUUCCCUGACCAGUUUGUUAAAAUCUACUUACAUUAGACUAAUACAGAACAAGAGGCCUCACAGGGCACUGUAUGUCAAACAAUGAUCACCUUAAUUAUGGUAGAUCGUCUUACUCUGAUAGUUUCGUAUAAAAAAUAAAAAAAGACCACCACAAAUGUAAACCCCUUCAUAUUUGAAUGCCUGUAUGUUUUUGUAUAUUUUCUAAUAGCUUUUUGUAUUUGUCUGAUGAAUCCCUGUAGUACAUCACAGAAGGCAAUAAAACAGUGAACUUUUCA
This is a messenger RNA of Micropterus salmoides (largemouth bass), 3517 nucleotides long. RefSeq names its product matrilin 4 (gene matn4). The record is from RefSeq and is a predicted model, not a curated record. Bases 337 to 2448 code for a protein of 703 amino acids. Lineage: Eukaryota; Metazoa; Chordata; Actinopteri; Centrarchiformes; Centrarchidae. Gene Ontology annotation, molecular function: calcium ion binding. The transcript is spliced from 17 exons.